AUGGAUCGUCUACCGGUAGAGAUUCUCCUGUCCAUCAUCCAGGAAAUUCCCAACGCACGAGACCGACUGAAUCUAGUCCAGACUUGUCGGCGCUGGCGUGCCUCAUUCCUGAGAAUUGCUUUCUGCUCGAUCCGCCUCGAAUGGCUUCAGCUUCGACAGCUGGCCGUAGCGGCCCUUGCCAACCCGGUGAUCAGGUCCUCCAUCCGCAAUAUUUCGAUGGAGAUCGCCGCAAGGGAAGGUUCACCGAGCGCAUUAGGCUCAGCAGUUCAGAACUUGAUAGACCUCAUCAGCGAGUCGCCCGUAGAAUAUGAUGCAUGGCAAAAAGCGCUCUCCAAAAACCAGGGUGAAACGUGGAUUGCUCUUCUAAUGGCUAUUCUCCCUAACCUAACUGCACUUUCAGCGCAACAUGGCCACCCCGCAGGCUGGAUCACCCGGAUUGUUGCGAAAGCUGCAUGGAAGCAAUUGCCUUUCGAUCCCAGCACUCUCCCGGCCUUGCAGCGAUUAGAAAAGCUCGACCUUACCUGGCGUGGUCUUUCCACAGUUCUGGGCCACCGCGAAUACCUCCCCUUGUUCCACUUGCCUUCCCUUCGCACUUUGCGACUGGGCCCAGUACAGGAGCUUCACUCCCCCUACAAUGCAGCGGACCACCCCGCCUUCCUUCCAGUCCCAGGUACGUCGUCGGUCGAGGACUUAGUCAUGGACUUCGUUUGCAACGGAAGGCAUGGGAUGGCCGAUUUCAUUACCUCCUGUGCCAACCUUAAGCACUUUGUAUACCAGCAUACGAACAACAUUACCUGGGUUUCCCGACAGGACGAGGAGGAUUUGGCGGGUGUAGACGCUAGCUUUCGGCCUUGGUGCUUCCAUGAGGCGCUCCAAACACAGAAGCACAGCCUGGAAGUUCUCCACCUGAAUGAUCUGGGAGAUGCUUCCACCCCUCGACCAAAUCAUCUGUAUAGAGAAGAUGUCGAUCCCAUCUCGCAUGAUCGGUGGUUCGGGUCGCUGGUGGACUUUCACAAGCUGUGGCAUCUACGUAUUCGCGUCAGCAACCUUAUCAAUUUUCACCCCAAAGAGACAGAGGAUAUGAUGCCGCUGGGAGAUAUUCUGCCUAAGAGCUUGAGAGUUUUACAUCUAGCCGACUGUAACGAGGACAACUCUACUGUAUUGGUCACCCACCUCGAGGAUCUUCUUGCUCGGCGAGAGGAACAGUUUCCAAAUCUACAGUCCUUACUCGUCUCUCCUGAACGGGAGGAACUACAUGGGACGAGCAUUUGCAUUAAGGAGUCCUUCAGGAAGCAAUGGACGACUCUCGGGGUGAUGUGUGACCGGGUUGGCGUUCGGUUCUCUCUUGGGACUGGGGAAAAGAUGGCAACAAAUCCAAAGCAUUGGUCUGCGGGAAGAGUUGUAGACGAGGCUUCGUUGAGUUAA
Aspergillus nomiae NRRL 13137 is the source of this 1425-nucleotide messenger RNA. RefSeq lists its product as uncharacterized. Gene Ontology annotation, molecular function: protein binding. Lineage: Eukaryota; Fungi; Ascomycota; Eurotiomycetes; Eurotiales; Aspergillaceae. The transcript has a single exon. The record is from RefSeq and is a predicted model, not a curated record. Bases 1 to 1425 code for a protein of 474 amino acids.